Frankliniella occidentalis (western flower thrips) is the source of this 1636-nucleotide messenger RNA. It is a transcript of the gene pont, whose product is annotated as ruvB-like helicase 1. Gene Ontology annotation, cellular component: R2TP complex; Ino80 complex; Swr1 complex. The coding region runs from base 114 to 1484 and encodes 456 amino acids. NCBI's taxonomy places the organism in Eukaryota, Metazoa, Arthropoda, Insecta, Thysanoptera, Thripidae. Gene Ontology annotation, biological process: chromatin remodeling; box C/D snoRNP assembly; regulation of transcription by RNA polymerase II. Gene Ontology annotation, molecular function: ATP binding; DNA helicase activity; ATP hydrolysis activity. The record is from RefSeq and is a predicted model, not a curated record. The transcript is spliced from 8 exons.
UGUUGUUGUUAUGGAAACAAAAACUUGCUCUGCUGGCUGCUAGAGCGUCACUCGUCACACAGGCUCGCAUUUUAAGUUUUCGUUCGUGAGUUGAUUGAUAGUCUUCGUUUAAGAUGAAAAUCGAAGAGGUGAAGAGUACGGCGAAAACCCAGAGGAUUUCUGCACACAGUCACAUUAAAGGACUUGGGCUGGACGAAAAUGGUCUCGCGCUCGAUAUGGCGGCCGGCUUGGUCGGGCAGAAAGAUGCACGUGAGGCUGCUGGUAUCGUCGUGGACAUGAUCAGAUCCAAGAAGAUGGCUGGCCGUGCUGUCCUUUUAGCUGGACCUCCAGGCACAGGGAAAACAGCUGUUGCCUUGGCUAUUGCGCAGGAACUGGGCAGCAAGGUUCCGUUUUGUCCGAUGGUUGGAUCUGAGGUCUACAGCUCAGAAAUUAAAAAAACAGAAGUAUUAAUGGAAAAUUUUCGAAGAGCAAUUGGCCUUAGAAUCAAGGAAACAAAAGAGGUUUAUGAGGGAGAAGUUACAGAACUAACACCAGUUGAAACUGAAAAUCCUUUGGGAGGAUAUGGCAAAACUGUUUCUCAUGUCAUCAUUGGACUGAAGACUGCCAAGGGUACAAAGCAAUUGAAACUUGACCCAUCUGUUUAUGAAUCCUUACAAAAAGAAAAGGUGGAGGGAGGUGAUGUUAUUUACAUCGAAGCCAAUAGUGGAGCUGUGAAACGUCAAGGAAGAAGUGACAGCUAUGCUACUGAAUUUGAUCUUGAGGCUGAAGAAUAUGUUCCUCUUCCUAAAGGUGAUGUACACAAAAAGAAAGAAGUUAUCCAAGAUGUUACACUUCAUGAUUUGGAUGUAGCAAAUGCAAGACCUCAAGGUGGACAAGAUAUUUUAUCAAUGAUGGGGCAGUUAAUGAAGCCAAAAAAGACAGAAAUUACUGACAAAUUAAGGAAAGAAAUUAACAAAGUUGUUAACAAGUAUAUUGAUCAAGGAAUUGCUGAACUAGUUCCCGGAGUUCUUUUUAUUGAUGAAGUACACAUGCUGGACAUUGAAUGUUUCACAUAUCUUCACAGAGCGCUUGAGAGUGCCAUUGCCCCAAUUGUAAUAUUUGCCACCAAUAGAGGACGAUGUGUUAUUAGGGGUACAGAAGACAUUUUAUCUCCUCAUGGUGUUCCGCUUGACUUGUUAGACCGUUUACUUAUUAUUCGUACUUUGCCAUAUGCUCGAAAUGAGUUGGAACUUAUUCUAAAGCUGAGAGCACAAACAGAAGGAUUAGUGGUUGAAGAAGAUGCUUCGUCUUUAUUAAGUGAAAUUGGAAGCAAUUCAACCUUACGGUAUGCAGUACAGCUUCUCACUCCAGCAUCACUCACUGCUAGGGUAAAUGGUCGUUCCACUAUUUCCAAAGAAGAUGUUCAAGAAGUUGGAAGUUUGUUUUUAGAUGCAAAGUCUUCUGCUAAAAUUCUCUCACAAAACAAGGAUAAAUUUAUGAGCUAAAAAGUUGAUCUGCCCUUCUAUAGGUAAUACCUAUGGUACAAAAGCUUACUUCUUUUUUAGUUUUUCCAUGAAAGAUAAUUCCCAGUAACAUUUCCACUAGACGCUUGUGUCAAAAUUGUAGCUUUAAGCAAAUAAAACCAUUUUUAGUUAUA